AUGGCCUCAGCUACAUUUAUCAAGAAGUUGAGGGAGGAAGCUACCUGCCCCAUCUGCCUGGAGCUGAUGACUGAGCCCGUGAGCAUCGACUGUGGGCACAGCUACUGCCGCGUGUGCAUAGUGGUUCUUACUGAGAAUCAAAGCUCUGAAACAUCAUCUCCGGGGACAUUUAAUUGUCCCAAGUGUUGGAAUCCUUUUCAAAGUGGUAGUCUCCGGCCCAACAAGCAGCUGAGAGAAAUGAUUGAAACCUUUAAGGAAAUGAUUGAGAACAUGUGUAAUGAACAUGGAGAGCAGCUCCAUCAGUUCUGUGAAGAUGAUGGUCAGCUCCUCUGCUGGUGCUGUGAGCGGUCACCACAGCACAAAGGACACGUCACUGCUCUUGUUGAAGUUGCAUGCCAAAAUUAUAGGGUAAAGCUCCAGAAAGCAGUCACAAAAUUGAAAAGAACAAAAUCCAAAUAUAUGCAGCUGAAGCUAGAUACAACUCAGAAAAUAAGUAGUUGGGAGGAGAAAGUAAAGAAUGAGAAAGAAAGAAUCCAUUCUGAAUUUAAAAGACUUUACACAUUCAUGUACAUGAAAGAGGAAUUUUAUAUGCAUAGACUAGAGAAAGAAAAAGAGCAGAAGCUGAGCAGACUGCAGGACAAUGUAGCUCAUCUGGACAACAAAGUAGAGGAACUAAAAAAUGCCAUCCUGGAACUGGACAAGAAAUGUCAGGACUCAGCGAAGACUCUGCUGCAGGGUAUAAAAGACACCCUGAGCAGGGUCUCGGCUAUCAAUCUAGAAACACCAGAGGAUGUUUCUUUGGAACUGCAUACUGUGUGCAAUGUCUCUGAGCUUCACUUAAGUGUGAGAAAAAAUUUAAAGCGCCACCAAGGUAAUAGCAACUAA
This is a messenger RNA of Sorex fumeus (smoky shrew), 885 nucleotides long. RefSeq names its product E3 ubiquitin-protein ligase TRIM38-like. Gene Ontology annotation, molecular function: zinc ion binding. Bases 1 to 885 code for a protein of 294 amino acids. The transcript has 6 exons. Lineage: Eukaryota; Metazoa; Chordata; Mammalia; Eulipotyphla; Soricidae. The record is from RefSeq and is a predicted model, not a curated record.